This is a messenger RNA of Haliotis rufescens (red abalone), 1435 nucleotides long. RefSeq lists its product as uncharacterized. The coding region runs from base 739 to 1251 and encodes 170 amino acids. The record is from RefSeq and is a predicted model, not a curated record. The transcript has 2 exons. NCBI's taxonomy places the organism in Eukaryota, Metazoa, Mollusca, Gastropoda, Lepetellida, Haliotidae.
AUAUUUUGUUACGAUGCCUAAACCUAUGAAUGUGGCGAGGUGAUCACGAUAACGACAAUAACGCCACACUUGCGAACUUUGACCCAGUAUUCUACCACCGAGGAUUUUGCUUAUUUUCCCAGUUAGAAUGAUGACCCGUCAACCAUAUAUAGUCUAUAUUACAUAAGGGAGACCAACAGUCACGCCGACAUAUUUAGCAACAACUGUCAGUGUGUGUAGCUGCGGAAGGGCUCGGUUAAAUGCAGACGUAUUUGUGCAAUGUCAUCACCGUUAUACCGUAAAACUGACAAAAACUAGAUUAGCAUGAAACUUAUUCUUGAAUCACAGUAUCUCACUAAACUGUGAGAGAUAAUAACAUUAUCUAUAACGUAUUACUUAUUGUGGUGUUCAAUCACAUGUUUACCUCAAUCUGAGUAAAAUAACUCGAGGGGGCAGUGGGGUUGAGGACUGGUCAAAAGGGCCACAGACGCCCUAGUCAAAACGGCCACAUCAAAAAAUAUAUUUAUGAAGCAUAAAUACGAUGCAUGGUCAUGCAUUCUCCAUGUGUGUGAAAUUCCGAAUCUAAUUAACUUGUGUCAGCUGUGUAUACUGAUAUCACCCAAGAGCCAAGAGAAUUUAAAUGGGGUGACAUAGGUUUUAACGUUACAUUUAGGAUUAUAGCGAUGCGUGUGUGUGCGUGCAGUAUCAUCCAGUAUCAUCUUAUAAUGUCUUUUAGUAUGACAUGCUUAGGGGUCAAGUAUGUAUGCUGGGUCAAGUGUGUAUGCUAGGUCAAGGGUGUAUGCUGGGUCAAGUGAGUAUGCUGGGUCAAGUGUGUAUGUCAGGGCAAGUGUGUAUGCCAGGUCAAGUGUGUAUGCCAGGUCAAGUGUGUAUGCUAGGUCAAGUGUGUAUGCUAGGUCAAAUGUGUAUGCCAGGUCAAGUGUGUAUGCCGGGUCAAGUGUGCAUGUUGGGUUAAGUAUGUAUGCUGGGUCAAGUGUGUAUGCCGGGUCAAGUGUGUAUGCUAGGUCAAGUGUGUAUGCUUGGUCAAGUGUGUAUUCCAGGUCAAGUGUGUAUGCUGGGUCAAGUGUGUAUGCUGGGUCAAGUGUGUGUGCCAGGUCAAGUGUGUAUGCCGGGUCAAUGCCAGGUCAAGUGUGUAUGCCAGGUCAAGUGUGUAUGCUGGGUCAAGUGUUUAUGCUGGGUCAAGUGUGUAUGCUGGGUCAAGUGUGUAUGCCAGGUCAAGUGUGUGUGCUGGGUCAAGUGUUUAUGCUGGGUUAAGUGUGUAUGCUGGGUCAAGUGUGUGUGCCAGGUCAAGUGUGUAUGCCAGGUCAAGUGUGUAUACCAAGUCAAGUGUGUAUGCUGGGUCAAGUGUGUAUGCCAGGUCAAGUGUGUAUGCCAGGUCAAGUGUGUAUGCCGGGUCAAGUGUGUGUGCAAGGUCAAGUGUGUGUGCCAGGUCAAGUGU